Messenger RNA from Drosophila montana, 3088 nucleotides. It is a transcript of the gene CanA-14F, whose product is annotated as Calcineurin A at 14F. Bases 451 to 2244 code for a protein of 597 amino acids. Gene Ontology annotation, biological process: calcineurin-mediated signaling. Lineage: Eukaryota; Metazoa; Arthropoda; Insecta; Diptera; Drosophilidae. Gene Ontology annotation, molecular function: calmodulin binding; calmodulin-dependent protein phosphatase activity. The record is from RefSeq and is a predicted model, not a curated record. The transcript has 2 exons. Gene Ontology annotation, cellular component: calcineurin complex; cytoplasm.
GAUAGUGCCUUCGACUGUUUUUGCAGCACUACUUUUGCGUUGAAACUUCAGCCGGACGUGUGUUGCGGGAGCGCGUUAGAAAUUUGCUUCGAAUCAAUUUAUCGUGCGUCUGCGUCGUUGUGUGAGCAAAAAGUGUAGCAAUAAUAUUCAAAAGGCAGCCAUUGGACAGGCAGGACGAGGACGAUUGCCGUAAGCCGUUAGCUGUUAGCUGUUAGCUGUAAGCUGUUUGCCGUUAGCCGUUGGCCAUUAGCCGAUAGCCGAUAGCCAAUAGCUUUUAGCAAUUUGCCAGCGCACAUUCAGGACUCGAGGAGCGUCGUGGUCGUUUGUGCGUGGCGCGGGGGCGGAGCAGCAGGCGGCGUGCGUCUGUCGCAUUGACCUGGUCAGCAGUUGUCAGUCCGGCAGUCCAAGUCGUAGUCCUUGUCGUUCUCGUUGUCGUCGAAGUCAAGGAAAAUGUCUUCGCCAUUAGCGCAGAGCAACAGCAGCCAGUCACAGUCGCAGUCGCAGUCAUCAGCAGCAGCGGCAGCGGCAGCGGCGGCAGCGCAACAGCAAAAUCAAAAGUCAAAUUCGGCUGCGAGCGGCGUCAACAAUACACACGAUAAGAAUGCGGCUGGAACGACGGGGACGACAGCGAGCGGUGGCGCGGCUGCUGCAGCAGCAGCAGCAGCAGGAGGAGCAGGCGGUGGCGCAGGAGGAGCAUCAACAGUCGCUGCGCCGCAGAGCCCCACAAAACGGAGCACAUUAUCCACAAAGGAGCGUGUGAUCGAUAGCGUCCCGUUUCCACCCAGCCGGAAGCUAACCUGCGCCGAUGUGUUUGAUGCCCGCACCGGCAAGCCGCAACAUGACGUACUUAAGCAGCAUUUCAUCCUGGAGGGGCGCAUCGAGGAGAGCGCCGCGCUUCGCAUCAUCCAAGAGGGCGCCACACUGCUGCGCCAGGAGAAGACAAUGAUCGAUAUUGAGGCGCCGGUCACUGUCUGCGGCGAUAUACACGGCCAGUUCUACGAUCUUAUGAAGCUAUUCGAAAUUGGCGGCUCGCCGGCAACCACAAAAUAUCUGUUCUUGGGCGACUAUGUGGACCGGGGCUAUUUUAGCAUUGAGUGCGUCCUCUAUUUGUGGUCGCUGAAGAUUACGUAUCCGCAGACGCUGUUCCUGCUGCGCGGCAAUCACGAGUGUCGGCAUCUGACCGAGUACUUCACCUUCAAGCAGGAGUGCAAGAUCAAAUACUCGGAGCGGGUGUACGACGCGUGCAUGGAUGCGUUCGACUGCCUGCCGUUGGCGGCGCUCAUGAACCAGCAGUUCCUCUGCGUGCACGGCGGCCUGUCGCCCGAAAUACACGAGCUGGAGGACAUUAGGCGGCUCGAUAGAUUCAAGGAGCCGCCCGCCUUUGGCCCCAUGUGCGACCUGCUGUGGUCCGAUCCGCUCGAGGACUUUGGCAACGAGAAGAACUCGGACUUCUACACGCACAACUCGGUGCGUGGCUGUUCGUAUUUCUACAGCUACGCCGCCUGCUGCGACUUCCUGCAGAACAACAAUCUGCUGUCGAUCAUACGGGCGCACGAGGCGCAGGACGCCGGCUACCGCAUGUACCGCAAGAGCCAGACCACCGGUUUCCCCUCGCUGAUCACCAUCUUCUCGGCGCCCAACUAUCUCGACGUGUACAACAACAAGGCGGCGGUACUCAAGUACGAGAACAACGUGAUGAACAUCCGGCAGUUCAAUUGCUCGCCCCAUCCGUACUGGCUUCCCAACUUCAUGGACGUGUUCACCUGGUCGCUGCCCUUUGUUGGCGAGAAGGUCACCGAGAUGCUGGUGAACGUGUUGAACAUCUGCUCCGAUGAUGAGCUAAUGACCGAGGAGAGCGAGGAGCCGCUCUCGGACGACGAGGCAGCGCUCCGCAAGGAGGUCAUCCGGAACAAGAUACGCGCCAUUGGCAAAAUGGCGCGCGUCUUCUCUGUGCUGCGCGAGGAGUCCGAGUCGGUGCUACAGCUGAAGGGGCUGACGCCGACGGGCGCCCUGCCCCUCGGCGCCCUAUCCGGCGGCAAGCAGUCCCUCAAGAAUGCCAUGCAGGGCUUCUCGCCCAAUCACAAGAUUACCUCGUUCGCGGAGGCCAAGGGACUCGAUGCGGUGAACGAGCGGAUGCCGCCGCGCCGCGACGCAAGCCCCUCGCCGGCGGAGGAGGGUCAGAAAUCACUGUCAGCGGCGGCAGCAGCAGCGGCCAACGCAAGUGCGAAUUCAAUCAUUGGAUAAUUCUAAGUCAGUAGCAGAGUAAAAAGCAGCAGAGUGGAAGAGCUGUGGAGCAGCACAGCAGCAGCGCAACCUUCGGGCAGCAGCUGCAAAGUCAGUUUUAGAUGUCGAGAGUUAAGUUAAAAGCAAACGCAAGCAGCAUAUGGUGGGAGUGCAUGCGAUUGGGUGAGGGUGAGGGAGAGCGAGAGGGAGGGAAAGCAAAUCAAAUAAAUAUAGUUUCAAGCUACGGCAGCGACAGCAGCAACAGCGACAGCGCAGCCACAUACGAAUACCAAUAAGUACACAUGCAUACAUGCGCAUACACACACACACAGCCGCAGUUGAAAUGCAUUUCAAACGCAAAAAACAAAAAUGAAACGAACGAGUGGAAAGCAUAAAAGGAAGAUGAGUAGCAUGCGUGUAACUUAUUGGUAUAUAUAUAUAUAUAAAAAAAAGAAGCAAUUAAGAUGAGCAAAACACAAGCUAAUCAUAAAAAAGCAGUUAAACAGUUUUGAAUUAUAUAUGUUUAUAUAUAUACAUACAUAUAUAUAAAAAUAUAUAAUACUAUUCAUAUAUCAUACAAAUUUUGUGCAACAUUAUAUCAAAGGAGGGCGCGCCGCUGCUGGUGCUGGCGUCGCAGCAGCAGCAACAAGAAAAUUAGGUAAAUUAUAUUAUAUGCAAGAAUGCAAAAACAAAAAACAAAUCAAUCAAUAUAUUAAACUUAAAAUAAAGCUCGUCUCUGAAUAAAAAAAAAAUAUAUAAAUCAACAUAACUCCCAACUGAAAAGAAAACUACAAAUUGAGAAAAACAACAAAAAUCCUCAAAAAAAAAUAAAUAAAAAUAAUAAUUAUAAUAAUAAAACAAAAAA